Molecule: messenger RNA, 1067 nt
Organism: Bacillus rossius redtenbacheri
Lineage: Eukaryota; Metazoa; Arthropoda; Insecta; Phasmatodea; Bacillidae
Gene: vih
Product: ubiquitin-conjugating enzyme E2 C
Exons: 6
Coding region: 46-642 (198 amino acids)
Source: RefSeq, a predicted model, not a curated record
GAGGUUUACGAUACGUCGAUUUCAUUGGUCGAAGUGUGUUUUCAAAUGGUGGUUGUCUUGUUUUUGUAUGCUAGUUGUAACGGAUUUGAGGAAAUUGUGUUAAAUAUGGCACAGAAUGUAAAUCCUUUCGUUCAGACGCAAACUACGUCACCAAAAACGAGCGAAGAAACACAAUCUAGAUCAAAUGAUAACCAUGCUGUUAGCAAAAGAUUGCAGAAAGAGCUGAUGAUCUUGAUGAUGAGCUCGGACAAGAGCGUGUCAGCGUUCCCGGAAGGCGAGAACCUCUUCAAGUGGAUCGGCACCAUCACCGGGCCGGAGGGAACAGUCUUUGAGGGCUUGGUGUACAAGCUGUCGCUGGAGUUCCCGCACAGCUACCCCUACUCUGCGCCUCUGGUGAGGUUCGUGACGCCCUGCUUCCACCCCAACGUGGACAUGGUCGGCAACAUCUGCCUCGACAUCCUCAAGGAGAAGUGGAGCGCCCUGUACGACGUGCGCACCAUCCUGCUGUCCAUACAGUCGCUGCUCGGGGAGCCGAACAACGACAGUCCGUUGAACCCGACGGCGGCGCGCCUGUGGAGCAACCAGCCGGACUAUCGGCGGACGCUGCACAGAGAGUACGAGAAGACGUCCAAGAACCAGUAGUGGGCGGAGUAGCGUGUCCGAGCAUAAGCACAGAAUGCAUUUGUUCCCAUCGUCUCUUAGACUGAAGACAUCGUGUUUUUUGACUACACGCAGAGCGUUGUGCAGUGGAUAAAGACUACACUUAACUGUACAUUAUUGUGGUUCGUAGCUGUUAGUUGGCUGUCCCAACUCUGUUCGUGCCGACAACCCGUCGUUGUGUGGCUCGCAUUAUCUUCUAAAUGUAAAUUAUCAAUGUCAACCGCACCCUUAAUAUCGGAGACUUUUUGCUUUCCCCAGCAGCGUAUUUAUUGGUGGGAAGCAGAAGGGUGUAAUUAUUUUCGUUGUACUAUUUAAGAAUUUUAUACAGACUGUAAAAUGUGCUGGUAUGUUUAUUCCAAUGUGGUAUGUGUGUGUGGAAAUUAUAUUCUGAAAUAUCCCUGUUUGAA